Fomitiporia mediterranea MF3/22 is the source of this 1909-nucleotide messenger RNA. Its product is annotated as acetyl-CoA synthetase-like protein. The record is from RefSeq and is a predicted model, not a curated record. Gene Ontology annotation, biological process: secondary metabolic process. Lineage: Eukaryota; Fungi; Basidiomycota; Agaricomycetes; Hymenochaetales; Hymenochaetaceae. Bases 92 to 1834 code for a protein of 580 amino acids. The transcript has 7 exons. Gene Ontology annotation, molecular function: CoA-ligase activity.
AUGGCUUCCAGUCCGUAAGCAGCGGUCCGUACGACGACACUGCUUCCCUGCCGUCGUCGGUAUCCCUCAAGUUCAAUUAUCCGGUACCACCAUGAUAUUCACGUCACCCCGUCCACCGCUUGACAUCCCGAAGAAGGACAUUCUGUCCUAUAUGUUCGAUGAUUGGCAACAUGGUUGGGAUAAACCAGUGUUUGUCGAUGCUGAUGAUCCAUCACAGAUUAUCACUGCCGAACAGCUCGUCAAUCUCACUAGGCGUAUUGGACGUGGACUUCGUGAAAGCGUUGGAGUGCGACCUGGCGAUGUCGUGCUUAUGAGCGCGACGAACAGCAUUAUCAUCCCACCACUGAUACUCGGGAUAUUAUGCUCUGGAGCGACACUGUCCGGUGCCAGUCCGAGAUUUACCCAGUCUGAACUUUCGUACCAAAUUAAGGACACAGGCGCAAAGGCGAUUUUUGCCGUUCAAGAGACACUGGACCUCGUUCUGAACUGCGUUGAUGCGCUGGGCUUACCAAGGUCGAUGGUGUAUCUGAUUACAUUAGAGAAAAGCUCAGAGAAGGGAGUUCGCACCUUGGGAAAUCUCUUGGACUUUGGCGAGAUGGACUGGGAGCGGUUAACAACGGAGGAAGCAAUGCGGAGCCGGAUCGCUGCAUUGAACUACAGUAGUGGCACAACAGGCCUUCCGAAGGGCUGCAUGAUUACUGUGUACAACAUCGUCGCACACUGUGAGCAACAACGUCAGGUGCAUGAUAUUAGCCGGCAGGUAUUGCGGGAACGUGGAGAAGAUAUGCCAGACACCGACGCUGUCAUUUGCUUCCUGCCUUUCUACCAUGCUUUUGGUCAGCAGCAAUAUGUUUUCAAUGCGGCUCGAAAUGGAGAUACUACAUACGUCAUGCCUUCCUUUUCCUUCGAAGCUUUGCUCCGCUACAUCCCAAAAUACAAAAUCACUACAUUUGCUGCUGUACCGCCCGUAGCCGUACUCCUCGCGAAGCAUCCCGAUGUGCGUAAUACGGACUUUAGCUCGGUUCACUCGAUCUUAUGUGGAGCUGCUCCACUUGGCAAAGAGACACAGCUGCAGGCUGAGGCUGCGAUGAAUACGUACAAGAAGGGACGUGUGCAAAUAUCUCAGGGAUGGGGUAUGAGCGAAGGCGUGUGUGGUUCCUGCAACUUCAUGCUUUACGAGAGGGAUCCAGACGUUUCGGGAGUUGGAUAUCUCCUUUCUGGCAUGAGUGCGCGCAUCGUGCCUGCAGAUGGGUCGGACUAUUCUAAGUCACUUGGUUUUAACGAGGAAGGAGAAAUAUUAUUGAAGGGGCCGCAGAUCUUCCCUGGUUAUUGGCGAAAGGAAAAAGAGACUCGGGAGGCAUUUACAGAAGAUGGGUGGUACAAGACAGGUGACGUUGGUAUCAUGAAAAGAAAUGGGAUAAUGCACAUUGUGGACAGGAAGAAAGAACUGAUAAAAGUAAAGGCCUUUCAAGUUGCGCCUGCUGAACUUGAAGAUAUGCUCCUCAAGAGCCCAGAUGUAGAGGAUGCUGCUGUCAUUGGUAUACCAGGAGAAGGGACUGAGCAUCCGCGCGCAUACAUCGUUCCCUCACCUUCGCGCCAAUCUACCAAUCCGGAAGUACUCCGGGCCCUUGCAAACGACAUACUGACAUUUUCCGCAAGACAUUCCGCUAGCUACAAGCAUCUGACAGGCGGUAUCGUCUUCGUUGACAUUAUACCGAAGAAUCCGAGUGGGAAAAUCUUGCGACGACAGUUACGGGAUAGGGCUAGGGCAAAAGAUUGUAAUGAUAAAGUUUGGUUAUCGGAAGAGAGAGGGAAGAUAAGAGCGAGGCUGUAGGAAUCUUCCUGGGGGGAUACUUAAUUAGCAUGUUUUGGUGUUAUCUUAUCAAAGUCCAUAUAUGCGCAUAGGAAA